This is a messenger RNA of Solanum verrucosum, 525 nucleotides long. Its product is annotated as light-regulated protein, chloroplastic. The record is from RefSeq and is a predicted model, not a curated record. The transcript is spliced from 3 exons. Bases 52 to 453 code for a protein of 133 amino acids. NCBI's taxonomy places the organism in Eukaryota, Viridiplantae, Streptophyta, Magnoliopsida, Solanales, Solanaceae. Gene Ontology annotation, cellular component: chloroplast.
AUCAACCUUCCUAGUACAUACAUAAUCAAAUUGAAUUAAUCACAUCUCAAAAUGCAGGCAGCUUUGUUUUUUACAACAUCAUCUAUUCCCCUAGUAAAACCUCCCAAGCCCUUAGCAACAUCACCUUUGAGAUGUGUUUCAACUCAUCUCAAAAUUACUCACAUUAAAGCAACUCCAGUUGACACUUCCACUGUUGACUAUAGCUCCAUGAACUCAUCAGUGUUUCCUGCUGAAGCUUGUGAGACAAUAGGAGGAGAAGCUUGUGAUGUUGAAAUGUAUCCUGAAACCAAACCAAAAUCUACACCCUCAGCCUCAAGCAAUACUCCAUCUACGGAGAGUGUAGACAGAGAAUAUCUUGCCUAUAAUGAACCUAAAACUGUAUUCUUAUCAGAAGCUUGUGAUGAUCUUGGGGGAGAAUUUUGUGAAGCAGACUAUCAGACUGGAGUUUACUAAGACUAGUACUCUUGAUUAUUGUUCAUAUCUAUAUGUAGAUAAUUAUUUAAUAACAUGAGUGAAUUUAUGCUA